AUGCCAAGGAACAUUCCUAUCCCCGCGCCACUCCAAAAGGCACUGGUCGAGUGCUUCCGAGCAAUCGCCCGCCUGGUUCGACCAGAGCUUCAGCGUGAAGUCGUCUUGGUUGGUGGUGCGGCCAGCGUCGCCCAUAACUCGGUAUAUUACACUGAAGAUGUAGAUAUUGCGGCCCCAGAGAAUGUCCUGUUGGACAUAUGGGUGGGUGUGACGGCCGGCACCCCUGAGUUCACCAUGGUGCCCGAUGGCACGGUCUGCUUCAAUGCCCGCCAGGGAUUUCCGGUCCAGAUCGAUCUGAUCCAAAUUGGUGAUAGCCCUAUGGACCGCAUAUAUAAUGCAGAGCCCUUCUAUGAAGGGUCAGUAGCCUCCGUAUCAGACCUAUUGCGGCUACGGGCCAUGUCGUAUGUCGACUGUGGGAAGUCUGGGGACGAUGUAGAUUUCAAAUGGUUAUUGUGGGAGGUGGCUAGUGGGGGUCAAAUUCUUCCAGAGCUCGAUAAUGAGGAGCGGGCGUAUGUCGCCGAGGCUGGGAAUUCUUUGUUAGGGAGGGCUGACCGGCUGGGUUUGCUGGCUGUACUGAGUGAGAAAGAUGCAACUGUGGUUUUUAAUACGAUGGAAACAUAA
Molecule: messenger RNA, 621 nt
Organism: Aspergillus nomiae NRRL 13137
Lineage: Eukaryota; Fungi; Ascomycota; Eurotiomycetes; Eurotiales; Aspergillaceae
Exons: 1
Coding region: 1-621 (206 amino acids)
Source: RefSeq, a predicted model, not a curated record